Molecule: messenger RNA, 528 nt
Organism: Tarenaya hassleriana
Lineage: Eukaryota; Viridiplantae; Streptophyta; Magnoliopsida; Brassicales; Cleomaceae
Product: protein RADIALIS-like 3
Exons: 2
Coding region: 105-359 (84 amino acids)
Molecular function (GO): DNA-binding transcription factor activity
Source: RefSeq, a predicted model, not a curated record
UCCCUAGCUAUAUGAUCGAACCAAAAACCGAUUCCUCGGGUUCAUAGUUUUCGAAAUCUUGAUCCGGGUUUUGAGCUUACAUACAUACAUUCUUUUGCAGUGUGAUGGCUUCAAACUCUAUGAGCUCCUACCGCAGCUCGAGCUCGUCUUGGACCGCCAAGCAGAACAAACUGUUCGAAAGGGCUCUGGCUAUAUACGACAAGGACACGCCCGACCGUUGGCAGAACGUUGCCAAAGCGGUGGGAGGAAAAUCGGCUGAGGAGGUGAAGCGACACUACGAGCUUCUCAUUAGGGACGUCAAUGACAUUGAGUCGGGACGCUAUCCGCAUCCAAACUACCGUACAAGCGGUAAUAAUUAGAAACUGAAGGUUCCUCUGUAUAACCAGCACGGUUUCCCCAAGAACCAAACAGGGAGGAACGUAAACUGAUUCCAAAACUGUAUUGUAUUGUCUGCCCAUGUUUUUUUCUUUGUUUCUGUAUGGCUUUCCACUAUGUAAGAACUCCCCCCCCCCCCAUACCGCCGCUAAG